AUGGCGUAUACCGCAGUUCCGCCGGCGCUGGCCACCGUGCCUUCCGCAUUCAGCUUCAACACCUCCGCCUUCGAGUGUCCACAAACAAACGCGAGUCCGCGAGCAUCGGCAUAUCGUCGCCCGGAGACUCCGCAGCUCACUCUGCACGAGUAUCGCAGGUUCCAGCAGUCGCCGGUGCUGUCAGCUUCACCCGAACUUGACCACAGGCGCCUCAGGCGGAAGGCCUCGUCUGCAAACCUCGCCGGCAGCCCGCUCGCUACAGCAUUCGCGUGGGGUCCGAGCUCAAGCUUGCCAGACCGUGUCGAGUCACAAGCUUCUCGCAGCUUUCUUCCCUCCUUUCUUCCACCACCACCGACGACACCUGAGGUUCGACCCGCAACAGGCUCGCCAUCUUUGUCGUCCACUGUCACAACACUCCAGUCUACUCCAACACACACGCCCGACUGUCGGCGCGUAAGUGCGUAUCCGCACGAGACACACCACCAGCACGCCCAGUGCGCGGUGCCAAUCUCUUCCAAACGUAAGUUCACUAGCUUUCAGCACGCCAAGCGGUUUCCGCGGCGAGCAGACAGCAGCAGUACAGAGGGUGGAAACGGGUUGUGGGAGGUCUACGCAGAGGUGUUCGACCUCGCGCAGAGUGACGGCGAAGGCGCGGCAGCGCACGUGACUGUGGAUCGAGAAUCUUCGGGGAAGCUUUGGGAGCCCACUGACACAGCUGAGCCGGUCGCGAGGAGAGAAAGGUGCGUGCGAUUUGAAGGCGUUGGUGACUUGGCAGGGAACGCCGGCGACAGCGCAGCAGCAGCAAGCAUUGGUGAAGAGAAGGAUUCGACCGCCACUUCGACGUUUUCGCUAUCCAAGUUCGAAUUUCCAGCUCCUCCCGGGCACGACAACUGGGGAGUCGCCACAGGUAAGUCUACACGUACUCCUACCCAUGCUUCACCAAGCGCUGACAUUGUACACAGAUAAUCUGAAUUCGCCAAAAUCGCCGUACAGUCCAGCCACUCUACAUCUGCACGGCACGUCUUUCGACCUCGUCAAUCCGCACGACUCACUGCUAGUCGGUGUGCACCAGCUCGAGACGCCAGCUGAGAUCGACGGCCUCCUCGACGACUAUUUCGACCAAGGCGUCGAAGACGACAUUAUGGAGUCCAAGCAGCGUGCCGGAGAGAGACCACAGGAGCCGUCGCGCGUAGACAGCAACGGCUCUCGGCGUAAACUCUAUGAAGACGCCGACAGUGCUCGCCGCAACAUCCUGAAUGUGGAGCCAGAUCUCACGGCUCCUCCAAAAGCUCGCCUGGCGGACGAUUCGCCGCUGGCGUACAAGUCUGCACCGUCUCUCGUGCGGAAAAACACGAAUCCAUAUCGCAAGCACCCGUCCGUUCGCAUGGCCGCGGAGUCGCCUCUUGGAGAUGGCGAGUCGCCGGCAUCAAACAGUGAGCUCAUCUAUCCGCUCGGACGAGGCGAAUGAAGGCUGACUCUUACGUAGUGACGGUCAUUCACCGGGAGCGAAAGGGCCGCUCCCAAGCGUCCGAUCCAUUCGAUCUCACGAUCAGUGAGAGUGGGAGCAGCUCCCACCUCCCGGGGGGUGACCUGGGGCUGCGCGAGGACGCCUCGCCGCCUAGUGAAGGCGGCCUACAAGGAGGCACAGAUCCUCAAGCGUAUGUUCUCCUAUCAUGUCGUUCCCGUUUAAAGAGUGCACUUACGAGAGCUUUUUCCACACAGGCCAUCCUCCGAGGAGAACGAAUCUAGCUUGCGGACCAUCUUCGACGGGUACGAUUAUACCCGAACCCAGGAUGUGGCUCCCAGUAGCACAGAGGUCGAGCAAGGUCUCGGAGAUGGCACGCAAAAAGUCGACAUCACCAGCGAGCGGACCUAUGGCGACACCAACGAGCUUCUGCGCAUGACGCCCGCCAUCAUGCCGGUCGGCCAAGCGGUCAGCCAAUAUCUCGCGCGAGCCUCCAGCAUCUACCCCGAGCAGCCGGAAGACAACGAAAGCGUAUGGUACACGGAGUACACAGCUUCCCACCAUGACCUUCGCGGUCAUAACGGACGACUCAGACCAAUCUCUUCCGAUAGUUACGCCAACACCAGUGAUGGAGGCCUAGAGUACGACGAUUUCCCCACCAUCGCAAAGCGGCCGCAGACGCACGGAGGUGUCGCCCCCCAGCUACGGGGCGACUGGCUCAACGACUCGUUACCUGCAUUCCGGAAGGCUCAAGAAGAGACACAGCAUCAACGCGACGUGCAGAAGGCCACCGACUUGCUGCUAACCGACAACGAGGAUUUGAUAUCACAGCUGGGCUCGAAAGAAUGCGACCCCAUUCCAUAUGGAGAGCGGCGCAAUGCAAAUCUCUUGGCAUUGAAGCAGCUUCGCGAAGAGAACCCUGCGGCUGUCCGUGAGGCAUCAGUAUUUGUCAGCGAACAAGCUAUGCGAGCACAGGCAUCCAUUCAUCCAGGUGCUUUCGACGCAAACGACAUACCGCGAGAGCAUGACAAUAAACUCCAGAAGAGAACAAGCCCGUUCAAGUCGCCGCUUGUGGCUGGAAAGGUAGACAAGGGAAAGGGUCGCGCUCGCACAGACUCCUUCGGUUCCGGCAGGCAAUUGAUUGGGCGCGCAUCUCCAGCAUCUUUGGGCGGAGGAAACCAAGAAUGGAGUCAUUCCCAGAGUUCUUUUGUCCGCAGAGGCGACGCGAAUCUGGGCGAUAUGUGGACUCCAUAUGGAGAGGAUGCCACAGCGAGAGCCCUGCAGUCACGAGGCUUUGACUCAAGCACCGGAUCGGGAUCGAUGCCGGGUCGUCGACCAGGUAUUGACUACGGAAGUCGACAAGGCAGCAGGGCCAAGGGGCCGUCGCGGACUGCUAUGGGCGGCCAGACGGAGCUUCGCGAGCUAUCACUGCCCAAGUCGAGGAGGUCGCCAGGCCGGCUUUCAGAUCGCGAACUCGCCAAGAGAAGCCAACACUGGAGCAUGGAGCCACGCCCAUCCGACUCGGGCAUCCACCAUCAGUCACCCGGCGACGCCACAAUCACGACGACCCGCCAAGGCCCGGUGCAACACCAAUCUGGUCUUGAGCACAUGCUUCGCUUCGGCGAGCCCAUUCCCUCGUCUCGAGAGGUCGAGUGGAGGUCCAAGUAUCAUGCCAUUCUCUUCGCUUUGCUCUUCCCGCCAUUGGCUCUUGUCUUUGGCUGCGGUGGGCUCGAUUGGUUCAUUGACUGGCAUACCAACGGUCGGAUUAGAAAGUACGCUCGAAAGCAGAAGCGUAACGCCAUGGUCUACAUCUUCCCAGCUGCUGUCUUGUUCUGGGCCUUCUGGAUCGUCAUCAUUGUCUAUUUCGGCAUUUUCGUCAGCAAGGAUAAGAAGGACGCCGAGCAGGCUGCCUGGGGCCCACUGAGUGAUGCCAACAGCAUCAGCUUGCGAGGCUAA
Messenger RNA from Lecanosticta acicola, 3421 nucleotides. The record is from the annotation of a GenBank genome assembly. Lineage: Eukaryota; Fungi; Ascomycota; Dothideomycetes; Mycosphaerellales; Mycosphaerellaceae.